AGUUCAAUUGUUCGGCAAAGUUGACUUGUAUUCAUCAAUACCCAUGCGAAGAACUUAGAGAGAUUAUAAACAGACAACUAAGCCCGUACGAACCCUUGGUGAACCAUGCGGAGAAUACGAGACCUGUUACUGGUGUGCUUUCUGAUUCUAAAAGCCUCUCAAAGUGAACAGAAUUCGUCUCUGGCUUCUCGCAAUGACGAUACGCCGCCUACAUUAAAGCAAGAGUUACUGAAUCUUAUGGGUCUUCCCCGAAAGCCCAAGCUAAGUUUGGUAACUCGAAUGUAUGGAAAACGCUUUUCUGGGCCUCGAUAUAUGAUCGCUUUGUACAACAGCCUUUCACAGAACCAAACCACCGACACAACAGGCUUCUGUUGUAAUGGAACGCUAGCCGAUUCUCGAGCUGUCGGAGCUGAUACGAUAAUGAGUUAUCUAAACCACGAGGGAGGUAGACGCCCAAAGAUCUCCCACAUGCAUGCGACUUACAAAUUCAAGCUUCUCACACCAGAAGGUGAGAGGGUUACCGCCACAGAAUUUCGCCUGUACAAGGAAGACACUCGCGGUGAUCCGUCCAAUUGGCGUAACGCAACCUACGUAGUUCGUCUCUACCAAGUCAUUUAUCCCGCCCAAGUCUUAGACUUGAUCGAUCAGCGGGUUUUGCGGAGCUGGGAGAAGGGUUGGCAAGAGUUUGACAUAAGCGCUGCUGGUAGAGUAUGGUCGGAGUCACCGGAAAAGAACUACGGACUCGAGUUAUCAGUGGUGAAUUUCAACAACCAGGAGCUGUCACCGCACUUGGCUGGUUUUGUUGGCUUUCACGGCCUGAAAGAAAAACGGCCUUUCAUUGUGUCGUUCUUCAAGCAAGACGGAGAAAAGAAGUAUACUCAUGAAAUACACGCGCACGACAUAAGACAGCAUCGCGCCACGCGGGUCUCCAGGUCGCUACCGAACGCACAGGUGGGCGGGGUCGACCCACGAGCCAGCAAUAAAAAGGUGUGUCAGCGGCAAGCUUUGCACGUGAGUUUCCGAAAGUUGCGAUGGCAGGAUUGGGUAAUAGCUCCAGAGGGCUACUCGGCGUUCUAUUGUUCGGGGGAAUGUUCAUUUCCGUUAAAUGCGAACAUGAACGCGACAAAUCACGCUAUUGUACAAACUCUAGUCCAUCUGAUGAACCCCAAGACAGUGCCGAAACCCUGCUGCGCUCCGACAGAGCUUUCGCCUAUUUCUGUGCUGUAUUUUGAUCAAGAUAACAACGUGGUGCUGAAGAAAUACAAUAAGAUGGUAGUCAAAGCUUGUGGAUGUCACUAGGAGCGGACCUUUAUCAGCAUUCUAUAUAUUAUUCUAGUGCAGGAAGACUGGAGGUCUUCUUGUGCAAGGGAGAGACUGCAGAAAAAAGGCGGGAAAAUUGGAUGCGCACGCGUCAAGAUGGUCGUCAAAGCGUGUUACUAAGAACAGACCUUUUAGGACGGCGCUGAAAAACGUAUACGCAUGCGCAUGUUCUACAAAAGCCAACACAAUCGGGCUGGAUCCUUCGAGUAAAAACUGCAAAAAGUCUAGGCAUCUUUCAAGCCAGUGUGUUAAAAAAAAUGACAGGCUUCUUUACUUAUAAUGCCAGGUGAACACUAGUCACUUAACGACAUAAGCGUGAAGUAAGUUCGUAUGUUAAGCUCGACUUAACCAUAAUGACAUAAGAAUUUUUCUCUUUUGUCGUCACGUCUAUGUCGCUGUCGGGCAUAUCUCUUAAUGUCGAACCAUUCACACUUAAACAUACGAACAUAAGAGUGCGCUCGCCUAUGUCGUUAUGACACUAGUGUGCAGCGGAAUAAGAGAUUUAACUAUGGUCUAUAGUCCGCUCCAGUUUUCUUAUUGUCCAAAAGUAUGAUAAAAUGUUUUGAAACUAAAAAGUUUGAUUUUAUCGCGCUUUACUGGAAGAAGUCUCUUGAGUUUUCCAGAACUGUCACCUUGUAGAAGCCUCUUCAACAUUGUAUUCUGACACAUGAAGAUUCGGUUCCAUCAAAGCGAGGCUUCAUACCGUAGUUUUCAGCCUCGUUAACAUAACAUGUUGCUAUGCCAUUCGAAAUAUUAAUAUUGUAAUGGCACUUCUCUUAUAAUGUCCUACACGAAGUCAAGAUAGGAACUUUGACCAAAAUGAUAUUAGUAUUAUUUUAGUCGAAAAUGCUCGACAGUUGUCUAUUGUGAGAAACACUUGUUUAUCUCAACGUUUGUUUUAUGAAUCAUUGGCGUGAAGGGGGGGGCUUGGGGACGUGUUGGUGCUUGUUGCGGCAAAACGAACAUGGUAGCCUCGUUUUGACGCAAUCAAAUAUUUUGCGCGUGAGCAAUUCGAACAAUUUUGUGUAUGUUAUUUUCAACAGUUAUAAAAUACGAGUUUGAGCGGAGAAAGCCCUUUUUUCGACGGCGGAGACCAGCAAGGAGUGAAGACCUUUUAGGAACAUUAAAAUAAACUUUCAAUGAAAAUAAAAUGUUGUGGAGGGAAGUAAUGCCAUUUUUUAAGAUACUUAUGGUCUCGGUAGAGGUAGACGACAAGUCCGCGGAAAAAAAAUAUUGUCGCGCCGCAAUUUUCUCUGUACUCAAUGUACAAACUAUACAUCAAAUAAAAAAUAAAAUAUUGAAUUA
This is a messenger RNA of Nematostella vectensis (starlet sea anemone), 2625 nucleotides long. Its product is annotated as bone morphogenetic protein 7. Lineage: Eukaryota; Metazoa; Cnidaria; Anthozoa; Actiniaria; Edwardsiidae. The record is from RefSeq and is a predicted model, not a curated record. Gene Ontology annotation, molecular function: growth factor activity; cytokine activity. Gene Ontology annotation, cellular component: extracellular region. The transcript has 2 exons. Gene Ontology annotation, biological process: SMAD protein signal transduction. The coding region runs from base 106 to 1299 and encodes 397 amino acids.